CGCCGCUCACGUGGUCCGUCUCCAGCCCCGUCGCCGGCGGAGGCGGGCGCGGGCGCGUCCCUGUGGCCAGUCACCCGGAGGAGUUGGUCGCACAAUUAUGAAAGACUCGGCUUCAGCUGCUAGCGCCGGAGCUGAGUUAGUUCUGAGAAGGUUUCCCUGGGCGUUCCUUGUCCGGCGGCCUCUGCUGCCGCGUCCAGAGACGCUUCCCGAUAGAUGGCUACAGGCCGCGGAGGAGGAGGAGGAGGAGUUGCUGCCCUUCCGGAGUCCGCCCCGUGAGGAGAAUGUCCCAGAAAUCCUGGAUAGAAAGCACUUUGACCAAGAGGGAAUGUGUAUAUAUUAUACCAAGUUCCAAGGACCCUCACAGAUGCCUUCCAGGAUGUCAAAUUUGUCAGCAACUUGUCAGGUGUUUUUGUGGUCGCUUGGUCAAGCAACAUGCUUGUUUUACUGCAAGCCUUGCCAUGAAAUACUCAGAUGUGAAAUUGGGUGACUAUUUUAAUCAGGCAGUAGAAGAAUGGUCUGUGGAAAAGCAUACAGAACAGAGCCCAACGGAUGCUUAUGGAGUCAUAAAUUUUCAAGGGGGUUCUCAUUCUUACAGAGCUAAGUAUGUGAGGCUAUCAUACGACACCAAACCUGAAGUCAUUCUGCAACUUCUGCUUAAAGAAUGGCAAAUGGAAUUACCCAAACUUGUUAUCUCUGUACAUGGGGGCAUGCAGAAAUUUGAGCUUCACCCACGAAUCAAGCAGUUGCUUGGAAAAGGUCUUAUUAAAGCUGCAGUUACAACCGGAGCCUGGAUUUUAACUGGAGGAGUAAACACAGGUGUGGCAAAACAUGUUGGCGAUGCCCUCAAAGAACAUGCUUCCAGAUCAUCUCGAAAGAUUUGCACUAUCGGAAUAGCUCCAUGGGGAGUGAUUGAAAACAGAAAUGAUCUUGUUGGGAGAGAUGUGGUUGCUCCUUAUCAAACCUUGUUGAACCCCCUGAGCAAAUUGAAUGUUUUGAAUAAUCUACAUUCUCAUUUCAUAUUGGUGGAUGAUGGCACCGUUGGAAAGUAUGGGGCAGAAGUCAGACUGAGAAGAGAACUUGAAAAAACUAUUAAUCAGCAAAGAAUUCAUGCUAGAAUUGGCCAAGGUGUCCCUGUGGUGGCACUUAUAUUUGAGGGGGGGCCAAAUGUUAUCCUCACAGUUCUUGAAUAUCUUCAGGAAAGCCCCCCUGUUCCAGUAGUUGUAUGUGAAGGAACAGGCAGAGCUGCAGAUCUACUAGCAUAUAUUCAUAAACAAACAGAAGAAGGAGGGAAUCUUCCUGAUGCAGCAGAGCCCGAUAUUAUUUCCACUAUCAAAAAAACAUUUAAUUUUGGUCAGAGUGAAGCAGUUCAUUUAUUUCAAACUCUGAUGGAGUGCAUGAAAAGAAAGGAGCUUAUCACUGUUUUCCAUAUUGGGUCAGAUGAACAUCAAGAUAUAGAUGUAGCAAUACUUACUGCACUCCUGAAAGGUACUAAUGCAUCUGCAUUUGACCAGCUUAUCCUUACAUUGGCAUGGGAUAGAGUUGACAUUGCCAAAAAUCAUGUAUUUGUUUAUGGACAGCAGUGGCUGGUUGGAUCCUUGGAACAAGCUAUGCUUGAUGCUCUUGUAAUGGAUAGAGUUGCAUUUGUAAAACUUCUUAUCGAAAAUGGAGUAAGCAUGCAUAAAUUCCUUACCAUCCCGAGACUGGAAGAACUUUACAACACUAAACAAGGUCCAACUAAUCCAAUGCUAUUUCAUCUUGUUCGAGACGUCAAACAGGGAAAUCUUCCUCCAGGAUAUAAGAUCACUCUAAUUGAUAUAGGACUUGUUAUUGAAUAUCUCAUGGGAGGAACCUACAGAUGCACCUACACUAAAAAACGUUUUCGAUUAAUAUAUAAUAGUCUUGGUGGAAAUAAUCGGAGGUCUGGCCGAAAUACCUCCAGCAGCACUCCUCAGUUGCGAAAGAAUCAUGAAUCUUAUGGCAAUAGGGCAGAUAAAAAGGAAAAGAUGAGGCAUAAUCAUUUCAUUAAGACAGCACAGCCCUACCGACCAAAGAUUGAUACAGUUAUGGAAGAAGGAAAGAAGAAAAGAACCAAAGAUGAAAUUGUAGACAUUGAUGAUCCUGAAACUAAGCGUUUUCCUUAUCCACUUAAUGAACUUUUAAUUUGGGCAUGCCUUAUGAAGAGGCAGGUCAUGGCCCGUUUUUUAUGGCAACAUGGUGAAGAAUCAAUGGCUAAAGCGCUAGUUGCCUGUAAGAUCUAUCGUUCAAUGGCAUAUGAAGCAAAGCAGAGUGACCUGGUAGAUGAUACUUCAGAAGAACUGAAACAGUAUUCCAAUGAUUUUGGUCAGUUGGCUGUUGAAUUAUUAGAACAGUCCUUCAGACAAGAUGAAACGAUGGCUAUGAAAUUGCUCACUUAUGAACUCAAGAACUGGAGUAAUUCAACCUGCCUUAAGUUAGCAGUUUCUUCAAGACUUAGACCUUUUGUAGCCCACACCUGUACACAAAUGUUGUUAUCUGAUAUGUGGAUGGGAAGGCUGAAUAUGAGGAAAAAUUCCUGGUACAAGGUCAUACUAAGCAUUUUAGUUCCACCUGCCAUAUUACUGCUAGAAUAUAAAACUAAGGCUGAAAUGUCCCAUAUUCCACAAUCUCAAGAUGCUCAUCAGAUGACAAUGGAUGACAGCGAAAACAACUUUAAGAACAUAACAGAAGAGAUCCCCAUGGAAGUAUUUAAAGAAGUAAGGAUUUUGGAUAGUAAUGAAGGAAAGAAUGAAAUGGAGAUACAAAUAAAAUCAAAAAAGCUUCCAAUCACACGAAAGUUUUAUGCCUUUUAUCAUGCACCAAUUGUAAAAUUCUGGUUUAACACGUUGGCAUAUUUAGGAUUUCUGAUGCUUUAUACCUUUGUGGUUCUUGUACAAAUGGAACAAUUACCUUCAGUUCAAGAAUGGAUUGUUAUUGCUUAUAUUUUUACUUAUGCCAUUGAGAAAGUCCGUGAGAUCUUUAUGUCUGAAGCUGGGAAAAUAAACCAGAAGAUUAAAGUAUGGUUUAGUGAUUACUUCAAUAUCAGUGAUACAAUUGCCAUAAUUUCUUUCUUCAUUGGAUUUGGACUAAGAUUUGGAGCAAAAUGGAACUUUGCAAAUGCAUAUGAUAAUCAUAUUUUUGUGGCUGGAAGAUUAAUUUACUGUCUUAACAUAAUAUUUUGGUAUGUGCGUUUGCUAGAUUUUCUAGCUGUAAAUCAACAGGCAGGACCUUAUGUAAUGAUGAUUGGAAAAAUGGUGGCCAAUAUGUUCUACAUUGUAGUGAUUAUGGCUCUUGUAUUACUUAGUUUUGGUGUUCCCAGAAAGGCAAUACUUUAUCCUCGUGAAGCACCGUCUUGGACACUUGCUAAAGAUAUAGUUUUUAAUCCAUACUGGAUGAUUUUUGGUGAAGUUUAUGCAUAUGAAAUUGAUGUGUGUGCAAAUGAUUCUUCUAUCCCUCAUAUCUGUGGUCCUGGGACAUGGUUGACCCCAUUUCUUCAAGCAGUCUACCUCUUUGUACAGUAUAUCAUUAUGGUUAAUCUUCUUAUUGCAUUUUUCAACAAUGUCUAUUUACAAGUGAAGGCAAUUUCCAAUAUUGUAUGGAAGUACCAGCGUUAUCAUUUUAUUAUGGCUUAUCAUGAGAAACCAGUUCUGCCUCCUCCACUUAUCAUUCUUAGCCAUAUAGUUUCUCUGUUUUGCUGCAUAUGUAAGAGAAGAAAGAAAGAUAAGACUUCGGAUGGACCAAAACUUUUCUUAACAGAAGAAGAUCAAAAGAAACUUCAUGAUUUUGAAGAGCAGUGUGUUGAGAUGUAUUUCAAUGAAAAAGAUGACAAAUUUCAUUCUGGGAGUGAAGAGAGAAUUCGUGUCACGUUUGAAAGAGUGGAACAGAUGUGCAUUCAGAUUAAAGAAGUUGGAGAUCGUGUCAACUACAUAAAAAGAUCAUUACAAUCAUUAGAUUCUCAAAUUGGCCAUUUGCAAGAUCUUUCAGCCUUGACGGUAGAUACAUUAAAAACACUCACCGCUCAGAAAGCAUCAGAGGCUAGCAAAGUGCAUAAUGAAAUCACACGAGAAUUGAGCAUUUCCAAACACUUGGCUCAAAACCUUAUUGGUGAUGGUCCUAUAAGACCUUCUGUAUGGAAAAAGCAUAGUGUUGUAAAUACGCUUAGCUCCUCUCUUCCUCAAAGUGAUCUUGAAAGUCAUAAUCCUUUUCUUUCUAAUAUUUUAAUGAAAGAUGACAAAGAUCCCCAAUGUAAUAUAUUUGGUCAAGAGUUACCUGCAGUAGCCCAGAGAAAAGAAUUUAAUUGUCCAGAGGCUGGUUCCUCUUCUGGUGCCUUAUUCCCAAGUGCUGUUUCCCCUCCAGAACUGCGACAGAGACUACAUGGAGUAGAACUCUUAAAAAUAUUUAAUAAAAAUCAAAAAUUAGGCAGUUCAUCUAAUAGUAUACCACAUCUAUCAUCCCCACCAACCAAAUUUUUUGUUAGUACACCAUCUCAGCCAAGUUGUAAAAGCCACUUGGAAACUGUAACCAAAGAUCAAGAAACUGUUUGCUCUAAAGUUACAGAAGGAGAUAAUAUAGAAUUUGGAGCAUUUGUAGGACACAGAGAUAGCAUGGAUUUACAGAAGUUUAAAGAAACGUCAAACAAGAUAAAAGAAAUACUAUCCUGUUCACAGAAUGACAGUACUUCUGAAAACACUUUGAAACGUGUGAGUUCUCAUGCUGGAUUUACGGAGUGUCAUAGAACUUCCAUUCCUCUUCAUUCAGAACAAGCAGAAAAAAUCAGUAGAAGGCCAUCUACCGAAGACACUUGUGAAGUAGAUUCCAAAACAGCUUUAAUAUCGGAUUGGUUACAAGAUAGACCAUCAAACAGAGAAAUGCCACCUGAAGAAGGAACAUUAAAUGGUCUAACUUCUCCAUUUAAGCCAGCUAUGGAUACAAAUUACUAUUACUCAGCUGUGGAAAGAAAUAACUUGAUGAGGUUAUCACAGAGCAUUCCAUUUACACCUGUGCCUCCAAGAGGGGAGCCUGUCACAGUGUAUCGUUUGGAAGAGAGUUCACCCAACAUACUAAAUAACAGCAUGUCUUCUUGGUCACAACUUGGUCUCUGUGCCAAAAUAGAGUUUUUAAGCAAAGAGGAGAUGGGAGGAGGUUUACGAAGAGCUGUCAAAGUACAGUGUACCUGGUCAGAACAUGAUAUCCUCAAAUCAGGGCAUCUUUAUAUUAUCAAAUCUUUUCUUCCAGAGGUGGUUAAUACAUGGUCAAGUAUUUAUAAAGAAGAUACAGUUCUGCAUCUCUGUCUGCGAGAAAUUCAACAACAGAGAGCAGCACAAAAGCUUACAUUUGCCUUUAAUCAAAUGAAACCCAAAUCCAUACCAUAUUCUCCAAGGUUCCUUGAAGUUUUCCUGCUGUAUUGCCAUUCAGCAGGACAGUGGUUUGCCGUGGAAGAGUGUAUGACUGGAGAAUUUAGAAAAUACAACAAUAAUAAUGGAGAUGAGAUUAUUCCAACUAAUACUCUGGAAGAGAUCAUGCUAGCCUUUAGCCACUGGACUUAUGAAUAUACAAGAGGGGAGUUACUGGUACUUGAUUUACAAGGUGUUGGUGAAAAUUUGACUGACCCGUCUGUGAUAAAAGCAGAAGAAAAGAGAUCCUGUGAUAUGGUUUUUGGCCCAGCAAAUCUAGGAGAAGAUGCAAUUAAAAACUUCAGAGCAAAACAUCACUGUAAUUCUUGCUGUAGAAAGCUUAAACUUCCAGAUCUGAAGAGGAAUGAUUAUACGCCUGAUAAGAUUAUAUUUCCUCAGGAUGAGCCUUCAGAUUUGAGUCUUCAGCCUGGAAAUUCCACCAAAGAAUCAGAAUCAACUAAUUCUGUUCGUCUGAUGUUAUAAUAUUAAUAUUACUGAAUCAUUGGUUUUGUCUGCAUCUCGCAGAAAUGUUGCUGUGUCACUUUUCCCUCAGGAGGAAAUUGUUUGGUAAUAUAGAAAGGUGUAUGCAAGUUGAAUUUGCUGACUCCAGCACAGUUAAAAGGUCAAUAUUCUUUUGACCUGAUUAAACUCAUCAGUCAGAAACUCCGUAUAGGAUAGAGCUGGCAGCUGAGAAAUUUUAAAGGUAAUUGAUAAUUAGUAUUUAUAACUUUCUAAAGGGCUCUUUAUAUAGCAGAGGAUCUCAUUUGACUUUGUUCUGAUGAGGGUGAUGCCCUCUUAUGUGGUGCAAUACCAUUAACCAAAGGUAGAUGUUCAUGCAGAUUUUAUUGGCAGCUGGUUUAUUGCCAUUCAACUAGGAAAAUGAAGAAAUCACUUAGCCUUUUGGUUAAAUGGCCGUCAAAAUUUUUCUUAGUGUGUUUAAUGUGUUUCAGUGAUGAUAUCACUGGCUUCCCAACUAGAUGCUCGUUCGCCACAGGAAGGGAAAUGACUUGUUCUAAUUCUAGGUUCACAGAGAAGAACUGAGCUGAAGACCAUUUCAAGAGGGAUGGUAUUUAUGAAUCAGGGUUAGGCUCCAUAUUUAAAGACAGAGCCAGUUUUUUGUUAAAUAGAACCCAAAUUGUGUAAAAGUGAUAGUUGGGUUUUUAACAUUGUUUUAUCAAGUCACUGUUAACUAGAAGAAAGCCAUGGUAAACUGAUAUAUAACCUAAAUUAUAAAAGGAGAAACCCAACUCACUCAUCAAGGGAAGUACUUUUUCCCUAUCUAUAUCCACAGCAACAACCCGGAACUUAGAUACUUCUCCGGAGAUUUUAUUGAUUGGCAUAUCAAAUCAGAAUGUAAACAUGAACUCUUGCAUGUAUUUAAAAUUGUGUUAGAACAUUUAAACAUGAAUGCUGUUUGUGGUACCUAAGAAAUUAAUUCAGUUGGAUUAUCAUUAUGUGAUACUGGCAGAUUGCAAUGCAACCUUAUGCCAAUAAAAUGUAAUUUAACAGCCCCAGAUAUUGUUGAAUAUUCAACGAUAACAAGAAAAGCUUUUCAUUGGACUAAAAAUUUUAUGCUUUAAUUUUUUUUUCUUUUUCUAUUUGUUUCCUUGGUACUAAUUUUAAUUUUUAUUUGGAAGGGAGCAGUAUAAAGCUUAUUUGUAUUCAGUAGUGUAUCUCAUAGAUACAGACAAGGCAAGAGAUGAUAAGCUGUUUAAAUAGUGUUUAAUGUUGAUUGGGGGUGGGGAGAAAGAAAAAGUGUAUUACUUAAAGAUAUUAUACUAUAUACAUUUUGUAUAUCAUUAAAUCUUUAAAAGAAAUGAAAUAAAUUUAUUAUGGUUUACAGA
Molecule: messenger RNA, 7252 nt
Organism: Sapajus apella (tufted capuchin)
Lineage: Eukaryota; Metazoa; Chordata; Mammalia; Primates; Cebidae
Gene: TRPM7
Product: transient receptor potential cation channel subfamily M member 7
Exons: 39
Coding region: 282-5891 (1869 amino acids)
Biological process (GO): monoatomic cation transmembrane transport; monoatomic cation homeostasis; protein phosphorylation
Molecular function (GO): ATP binding; calcium channel activity; protein serine/threonine kinase activity
Source: RefSeq, a predicted model, not a curated record